AUGGGAAAACUCAUCAAGAACCACUGGGCUCGCCUGAUUGUCCUCACCGCCAGCAUCUACCAAAUCGCCGGCGGCGUGCACGGCUUCUUCUGGCCCAAGAUCUUCUGGGACUUCCUCACCAAGAACCUCGACGUGGCCGUGAAGCCACUCCCGAUCCUGCAGACCAUCAAUGUCGUGCUCGGCCUCGUGAUGCUCGCGUGGGAGUGGCCGCUGAAGUUCCUGGCCGGGAGCGCCCUGCACCGCAGCAUCGCCGCGCGGCUGGUGGUGCUGCCGCUCGCGGCGCUGGCGGCGGCGUUGCUGUACCAGAACACGAACCCGGCCAUCUACUACACCAUCGGUAUGGUGGUGUAUUUCUGGGCCUACAGUGAAGGAGAGAUCGUCGUUGCGCAACCGUGGGCUCUCCCCGAACGCACGCGGCCGGGCAAGGUCUAA
Molecule: messenger RNA, 432 nt
Organism: Drepanopeziza brunnea f. sp. 'multigermtubi' MB_m1
Lineage: Eukaryota; Fungi; Ascomycota; Leotiomycetes; Helotiales; Drepanopezizaceae
Source: RefSeq, a predicted model, not a curated record